This is a messenger RNA of Amphiprion ocellaris (clown anemonefish), 2163 nucleotides long. Its product is annotated as diablo IAP-binding mitochondrial protein. Lineage: Eukaryota; Metazoa; Chordata; Actinopteri; Pomacentridae. The transcript has 6 exons. The record is from RefSeq and is a predicted model, not a curated record. The coding region runs from base 12 to 716 and encodes 234 amino acids. Gene Ontology annotation, cellular component: mitochondrion. Gene Ontology annotation, biological process: neuron apoptotic process; intrinsic apoptotic signaling pathway in response to oxidative stress.
GGCGGACCAACAUGGCCGCGCUCAGGCGGGGGACAGCGUACGUUAGUUUCGUCAGGAGUUCAGUUCGUGCCAUCUUCAGCAGCAGUAAAGCUGCCGUAAGUAAACCAAGAAAAUGUGCAAGUGUUGUGUACACUGCCGUCGCGUCUUUAGCGGUCGGUGGCGGUCUGUGUGCUGUACCUUUCAAACAGGUUGAAAAUCUGUCUCAUGACUCUCUGAUCAGACGAGCAGCUUCUCUGGUAACAGACAGCUCCAGCACUUUCCUCUCUCAGACCACCCUGGCUCUCAUAGAUGCCAUCACAGAAUACUCUAAAGCUGUGCACACACUCAUCGCUCUACAAAGACGGUAUUUAGCCUCACUGGGAAAACUGACUCCAGCAGAAGAGGAUUCAGUCUGGCAGGUGAUCAUCGGCCAGCGAGCAGAGAUCAAUGACAGACAAGAUGACUGCAAGCGUUUGGAGUCCGCCUGGAUCAACGUGGUGAAGCUGUGUGAAACAGCAGCUGAGGCAGCGUACAGCUCAGGAGCUGAGCAUGCGUCCAUCACGAUGAGUUCUAACAUUCAGGUGGCGCUGUCGCAAGUGAAGGAGGCUCAGAAACUCUCACAGGAUGCUGAUAAGAAGUUGGCCGAGACUAAAGUGCUGGAGGUUCAGAGGAUGGCACAACAAGCUGCCAGUAGUGAGGAGGAAGAAAUACCUGAGGCUUAUCUACGAGAAGACUAAAGCAAAUAACCGCAAUCUUAUCAUCCUUACAAUUAGUGGUCGAAUGAUGAGGCGUUUUUCAGGGCCAAUACUGAUACAGAUUAUUAGUAAUCAAGUAUGAAUAUUUGGAACGUUUCUGUAAAAAAUGAACAUUUUGGAAUCAGAAAUUAUGAAACUCCAACACAGAUCUUCAUUGAAAUGCCUUUGUUUACUCAUGUUUUACAGCCUUUACAUUAAAGGAGCUUUUCAACAUUUAUCCUUGAGUGUUGAUAGGCUGUUGGUCGUGCUGUGUAACCAAUCAGACACUGCUGUGGGCGGGACGUUGCUAAAGACCACAGAGUGACUACAGACAGAGAGAGGCGGCUGCAUAAGAGCCAAAGUAGCACAUUUUUAUCAGGUAUCUAAAAGAGAUCAUGGAAAAAAAAUGCAAAAUAUCACAUCUGAUAAUAGGUCGACCUAUACUUACAUUGUCUUCUUGUUUUGUAAGAUGUUUGCCCCUGUGAUUUGACUCAUUUAUAGUAGAUUGUGUUCAAAUUUGUGCUUUCAUCUGCAUAAAUACCAAGAAGUGAAUCAAAGAAGAGCCCUUUUCAGACAUGAGAUAUGAACAUUAGUCUGUUAAAGUGACGGCUUUCUGUCAUCCAGACAUAGGUCACUUUUACAUUAAUGUUCCUCAAGGCUUCAUUUUACCUUCAUAUGAACGCAAUUUGUUCUCGAUGCAAGAUUGGGCAUUAUAUCAUGUGCAUUACAUAUAAUGCAUAAUAAUUCACUAGUAAACAAAAGACUAAAUGUAAAUCUGCUAAGUAACAAACUGGCUCCAGCUUGUGAGGAAGCUGGGACAUGUGAAGACAUUCAAUUAAAAUCUAUAAUUGAAUCUAUCAGUCUUAUAAACUCUGUGUGACAGGUCACCUGUCUGAGGUGUCUAAAAGUACACAAGGUGGCUUCUUGUUAAAUCCUGAUCAAUCCUGUCUCCAUGUCAAGGAUAAUUCUUAGUGAUAAGUAAAUAAUGUUCCUCCGUGAGCGUAAAUGUGUGCAAUGGUGACACUCAUUUGGAUCCUGCUGCUGUCUAAAGCUGCAGUUUAGUAAUGAACUCAGAGGAAAGACUCCAACAAACAGAAGUACACUGGUUGUGUAUGCCUGUUUAUUAAUGUGCAGUUCAGACUUGUGCUGUAUUGAAAGUGAUACAGCAACAUUCCAAGCUAAUAAGAUAACUAUUGCAGUUUUUACUGAAAAGUGACCAGUUUGUUCAUUCAGACAUAGCAGACACAUUCAAACUGCCUGUCUGAAAGGGGCUUCAAUGAGGCAUCUCGAUUAUUCAAAACCUCCUUUAAAAUGUUUAGCCACCUAAGGGUAUUUAUUGGAUUAUUGAGUGUGUUGUCUCUCCACUAUAUGUUGUUUUGGGCUUUACUUUUUGUGUUGUAUCUUGGUAAACUUCAUUGCAAUAAAGACAAGACAGUAUAAAAACAUAAAA